This is a messenger RNA of Acomys russatus (golden spiny mouse), 1936 nucleotides long. It is a transcript of the gene Dok6, whose product is annotated as docking protein 6. The coding region runs from base 76 to 1071 and encodes 331 amino acids. Gene Ontology annotation, cellular component: cytoplasm. The record is from RefSeq and is a predicted model, not a curated record. Lineage: Eukaryota; Metazoa; Chordata; Mammalia; Rodentia; Muridae. Gene Ontology annotation, biological process: cell surface receptor protein tyrosine kinase signaling pathway; positive regulation of MAPK cascade. The transcript has 8 exons.
UGGACCGGGCGGCGGACAGCAUUUGUCUAUUCCGGGAAGGGGAUCGCCCAGCAGGCGAGCCCAAGAGCGUUGGCCAUGGCCUCCAACUUUAACGACAUAGUCAAGCAGGGCUACGUGAAAAUCCGCAGCAGGAAGCUAGGGAUUUUCAGAAGAUGCUGGUUGGUUUUUAAGAAGGCUUCUAGCAAAGGACCAAGAAGGCUAGAAAAAUUUCCAGAUGAAAAGGCAGCUUAUUUCAGAAACUUUCACAAGGUAACUGAACUGCACAACAUCAAAAAUAUAACCAGGCUGCCUCGAGAGACAAAGAAGCACGCAGUGGCAAUUAUCUUUCAUGACGAAACGUCAAAGACAUUUGCUUGUGAGUCAGAGCUGGAAGCUGAGGACUGGUGCAAGCACCUCUGCAUGGAAUGCCUAGGGACGAGGCUGAAUGACAUCAGCCUAGGAGAGCCUGACCUGCUGGCAGCUGGGGUGCAACGGGAACAGAAUGAGCGAUUCAAUGUUUAUCUUAUGCCUACACCCAACUUGGAUAUUUAUGGUGAAUGCACAAUGCAGAUCACUCAUGAGAAUAUCUAUCUCUGGGAUAUCCACAAUGCCAAGGUCAAGCUGGUAAUGUGGCCUCUUAGCUCGCUGAGGAGAUACGGUCGGGAUUCAACGUGGUUCACCUUUGAAUCAGGAAGAAUGUGUGACACAGGAGAAGGCCUAUUCACUUUUCAAACAAGGGAAGGAGAAAUGAUCUAUCAGAAGGUCCACUCUGCAACACUAGCCAUAGCUGAGCAACAUGAAAGACUAAUGCUAGAAAUGGAGCAGAAGGCCCGGCUUCAGACAAGCUUGACUGAACCAAUGACGUUAUCGAAAUCCAUCUCUCUUCCUCGUAGUGCAUACUGGCAUCACAUUACGCGUCAGAACAGCGUUGGAGAAAUCUACAACUUGCAAGGUCAUGGGUUUGGUUCGUCAAAGAUGUCCAGGGCACAGACGUUCCCCAGCUAUGCUCCAGAACAGAGUGAAGAGGCUCAGCCACCAUUGUCACGGUCCAGCAGCUAUGGAUUCAGCUAUAGCUCCAGCCUCAUUCAAUGACACAGAGACGCCACCAAUGACCAGCAAGACAGUGUGCCCUGGACCUGCCAUGGGGUCACUUCGCCCUGUGCCUCCUAGAAGACCAAUUGCAGUACAAAUUAACAUUGGUAGGGCCCAGUCCCAACUGGAAGGUUAAAAACUGGAGUUCUGCUUCCUUGAUUCAGUGGUUAAGUCCUUAUUUAUUGAAUUUCUAUGGGGAAAUCUAUGUUUUACAAAAAAAAUAGAAUCCAAUAAUAUGAACACUCAUUUAAAUAAUGAAAACUUCUUGUGUCUGACAGUAGCAGAAGCUUUGGAACUGGGAAAUCUUUCUAGUUGGGUGGGGGGCACUGAUAUUUGUCGUUAAGGCUGGGUGUUUCUGUUCAGACCCAGAGCCUGUCUUUUGAUCUAAUAAUGACCCACUGCAAGCCCGUGGCUUUUUCAGUUUUGACAGAAACAAAUCAACUAAUCUCUAUAGAUGGCAUCUUAACUCUCCAUGUCAAGAAACCCAGUGACAAUGAAGGGAAUGUGAAAUUAGAAUACUCCACUAAGAAAGGCCCUGUAGUGUGUGUGUGUGUAUGUGUGUGUGUGUGUGUGUGUGUGUGUGUGUGUGUGUAUGUGUUUAGCCAUGGAUAUUAUUAAAUCAAUCUACAGAUAAGUAUAUCAAAUGUGCUUAGGGUGACAUGAUAUGCUCACUUAAAUUAUUGAAAACUAAUUUGUUGCAUUAAAAUUAAGAUUGUUAUGUCGAAAAGCUAUUUUUAAAAUAGUGCUGCCAAGAAAUGAAAAAGGCUCCCUGCUGGCAACAGUAUUCUCUGUAGUUAUGAGGCGUAUGAAAGGAAAAACAAGAGGGAAGUGGUUUUAAAAGCAAGUUAACCAGGCUAGCUGCCCU